AUAUUGUUGUAGAGCGCGGUGCAUCAGCUCCACUGUGUGAGAGGAGGCGAGCUGUGGUGGCUACACUCAGCUGUGUAUUCCCGAAAAAAGAAUCAAUAUGCGCUGAAAAUAAACUUCAAUCGGAAAGAUCGAAAAGCGCUAAUCGUAAAUAGGUGGCUCCCACACUUCGGCCAGGUGGAAUAGUUGGCACGGCUCGCACCAAAACAACCAGUGGUCCAACGUGUUUGAUGAGUUGCAGUCAUGGCAACAGAAGAAAAGAAAGCAGACACUGAGGCAAAUAAAACACAUUCAUCAUCAGCACCAGCCACAAAGUCUGCUCCAGUCAAGCCAAACUAUGCCCUGAAGUUCACACUCGCAGGACACACAAAAGCGAUAUCGUCUGUUAAAUUCAGCCCGAAUGGUGAAUGGCUGGCCAGCUCAUCGGCUGACAAACUAAUCAAAAUAUGGGGAGCGUAUGAUGGAAAAUUUGAAAAGUCUCUCUCUGGACAUAAACUUGGUGUAUCAGAUGUGGCAUGGUCCUCAGACUCAAAUCUUUUGGUGUCUGCAUCAGAUGACAAGACUCUGAAAAUUUGGGACAUGGGUACAGGUAAAUGCCUGAAGACAUUGAAAGGCCACAGCAACUAUGUAUUUUGUUGUAACUUCAACCCUCAAUCAAACCUGGUGGUGUCUGGAUCGUUUGACGAGAGUGUGCGGAUUUGGGAUGUCAAGACUGGCAAGUGUCUAAAGACCCUCCCAGCCCAUUCUGACCCUGUCUCUGCUGUUCACUUUAAUAGAGAUGGCUCUCUGAUAGUGUCCAGUAGCUACGAUGGCCUCUGCCGAAUGUGGGACUCUGCUUCAGGACAGUGUCUGAAGACUCUUAUUGAUGAUGACAACCCCCCUGUCUCAUUUGUGAAGUUUUCACCCAAUGGCAAAUACAUACUGGCUGCAACCCUGGAUAAUACUUUGAAGCUUUGGGACUACAGUAAAGGAAAGUGUCUGAAGACUUACACUGGACAUAAGAAUGAGAAGUACUGUGUGUUUGCCAAUUUCUCUGUCACUGGAGGCAAGUGGAUUGUCUCAGGCUCUGAAGACCACAUGGUGUACAUCUGGAACCUGCAGACCAAAGAAAUAGUGCAGAAAUUACAGGGGCAUGCAGAUGUGGUGAUUGCAACAGCAUGUCAUCCUACAGAGAACAUCAUAGCAUCCGCGGCUCUGGAGAACGACAAGACCAUCAAACUGUGGAAGAGUGAUUGCUAAAGUAGAGGACUUUUUAGAGACGUCUGGCGUCUGAGGAGUUAUGAGGAAUGUAUGCUGUGUUCUUGAUGAUGGUUUGGACAGUUUAAUAGUGCAGGUUAACUGAGAGAGGGGCUGGUCCAGUCUGCUCAGAAAAUUGACAAUCUCCCAAUGCACUGUUCCCUCUUUAUGAGGUAUUUUUAUAUGGUAAAUCAUCUUUACAGUCUUUUAUGAGUUCUUUGAGGAUACAUUGUUGGUAUCUAUUGAGUGAGGUAUCAAAUCAGGGCCCAGGAGCAUUCUACUACUGAGAUGAUCUUAAUAUGAACUGGCUUUAGUGCUUUAUAAUGUGGUUUCUGCAAAAAAGUGAAAAGAAGGAAAUGUGGACGAUUGUAACCUUUGUUUUUCAUGGUUUGCAAUUUUGUUGGAACGGGUUCAACAUGAGGGACUGGAUAUUCAUUUAUGAAUAGCUAACUGUGUAGUUAAUUAACUGUUCUGUUAAUAGGCUCCUGUAGGGUGAAGUGUGCCCGGCCUCUACUUUUAGGCCUUGUGCUUGUAAGCCUUAUGCACUUACCAAAUAGAAUGUGGAAACUAACUAGCAUCUUAGUUUAAUUCACUCACAUGCUGAUAUCAGAUAUCAGCAUUGCAAUAAGACCAUAGUACUUUCAGUUUUCAUGCAUUUGUCAGUUUUUUUUUUUUACUUGUUUUCUUUUACACACCCUUUGAGUUUCAGCCUAUUUCAGUAUUCUGCCUACCAUAUCUAGCUUGUGUGAGAAGCUAUGAAACAGGUGUACUUUGAAAUGUAUUUAUGUGAGGUUUCCUUUUAUUUUGUCUGUACUGAUUUAAUAUAGAGAAAUCGAAUGACUCGUUCUAUAAAACUCUAAUGAAGACAACACAAUGUUGUUCAGAAUUGAGAAUUUAAUAGUCCCUUUAACAAUAAACAUUGUAUGAUAGGGCAACACACAAUUCACUCUCAUUUUUACUAAUAUAUAAAAAAAAUGUUUUCUGCAAUUUCCAGGUGAAGCCCAAUGAAACAAAAGUAGCAAAAUAACUGGGGAAAAGUUUAAAUGGCAGCCUCUCCCUUAGUCCUGUUCUUAGGGCAUGCUCCCCUCCAUUUUAAAAAUCAACAUUUACACCAAUAAUGUAUGCAACAUUCAAUAGAAUUAAAGACAACCGCAUUGGAUUAAAAGGUUAAAAUUACAAUUAUACAAAAAUAGAUUUUUUCUUUAAAUCCAUCUCUAAUUAUUUGCUCACACGAUGACCUGGUUUUCUUGGGGAAAGCCCACCAAAAGCAGAGUAGCUGCAGCAGGAUUCUAUCAGCUGAGACAGCUGGUCUAGUAAACCCUGUUUGACUUGCCCACCAGGUUUUCUUCCACUACCUAGGACUUUUCCAGAGUCAGACCUUUAGACUAUUGGGCUGGAAUUGCAAGAAGAGGUAUUAUGUUCUUCUUACCUGUUUGCUGGUGUGGCGUAGUUUAAAGCCUAAUGACUGUUUUAAAAAUGAUUUGUUACUGAGGGGCAAGAUUUUAGGCAAAAAGAAAAUCAGGUAAAAACAUUUAACCCUGGGCAACAUAUGAGAGAAUUCUUUUAUUAAUAACUCUUUUUGUUUUCUUGUGUGAAGAAAAAGUAUGUAUACAAUUUAUCUGUAUAUGAGCCUGAGUGGUAGCCUCUACUUUCACUGAGUUAAAUACUGUGACUGUUGAGACUGGUGAUUGAUCAGAGACUCUGAACUUCAAUAUCAUCACUUUUUGUCAUAAGAACACUGUUUUAGUUUAGCGUGGCUCAGCCUGCAAUUUUAGAGGUUCCUUUGCAGAGUGGCUUCCGGCAAACAUAACCACAAUUUGCUGUUCUUUUGUUCCUUAUCGUACGCAAAAGUCAUUGCACAACAGGACUAAUAUUACUACAUACAAAAUUUGUUUCAGCACGUUUUAUACUGUUGCAUCAACCUGAGGUCUGAAAAUGGUCAUUUUGCAAUGCUGGCCAAAUCUGACAAACAAUGCUUUUUUUUUUUUUUACAUUUUCAAAUUCAAAAUGAUUCACUGUUAAAAGUUUAGACAAUGAUUCACUGUCUAAGCUGUACCGUCAGCUCUUAAACACUAGGGGGCAUACUAAGCUCUUCCCAAACCUUACAUAUCCCUGAGGCCAGACCAUCAUCUGGAUUCUCUUAACUAAUUGCAUAUUUUCAUAGCACAAACGCUGCCUUGCUGGGAAUCAUCAGAUGAUAUAUAAACGCAUUGAAAAUCUUUGGAAAUGCUUGAUACAUAAUUGAGAUGAAUUAUAGAGGCAAAACAAUAGAGAAAUCGAAUGUCUUCUAAAUAUUUUACACAACUCUAACAAUGAAUCAUUCUUUUUUUCUAUAAUAAAACUUGAGUCAGGCCAAGAGCACACCUGCUUCUUAUUCUUGCUAGACCAUUCUGUCAUUCAUAUACCUCUUCCAAAAAGAGAAGUACUUUCUACUACGGCCAAACAACACUGCAGUUUCCUCCUUGUGGGAACUGACUUCUGGCAGCCUUGCUAAUGUCAACACUGUUUGACAAAAAAAAAACAAAAAAAA
Messenger RNA from Colossoma macropomum (tambaqui), 3763 nucleotides. RefSeq names its product WD repeat-containing protein 5-like. Gene Ontology annotation, molecular function: histone binding. Gene Ontology annotation, cellular component: Set1C/COMPASS complex. The transcript has 15 exons. The record is from RefSeq and is a predicted model, not a curated record. Bases 241 to 1236 code for a protein of 331 amino acids. NCBI's taxonomy places the organism in Eukaryota, Metazoa, Chordata, Actinopteri, Characiformes, Serrasalmidae.